Cherax quadricarinatus is the source of this 5787-nucleotide messenger RNA. The record is from RefSeq and is a predicted model, not a curated record. Lineage: Eukaryota; Metazoa; Arthropoda; Malacostraca; Decapoda; Parastacidae.
CAGAGUUGACUCGUUCUAAGAGAGAGGAAGGUAUCACUUCAGCUGCUGCUGAGUGAACAGUGAUGUACGUGGCGCCAUCUGUGGACGGUAGACACUCCAUGUUGCAUCUGCUCUUACUAACUAUAAUGGGGCCGGCGCGGGCGGAGGUAUCGCAGGGGGCGGCGCGGGCGGAGGUAUCUCUGAUUCACGAAGGGGCGGUGGGCGGCUCAGCCUGGAGGUACUCCCUCCUGGCCUCCACCUCCGCCCUCACCUGGGACGAGGCACGGACCGCCUGUGAGGCAGUACCUGGUUCCAUGUUGGCGAGAGUGGAGGCGUGGCGGGCUGAGGCAGCGCUGGAACAUUACCUCAACAUCAUUCACUUCACGGAGGUCGUAUGGCUGGCCAACAGACAGACCCUCCCUCAAGUGUUGGAGGACGAGCAGCGGGAGAUGAAGCAUGUGGGGAGUGUGGGCGGCAGUGCUGACGAUGUGGAAGGCGACCUUACCAUGGGCGGAGACGUGGGCGUGACUCUGCGGUGUGCCGUGUACAGGGUGGGCGUGGGCGUGGUGCACGAGCUGUGCUCUGCCGGCACUGUCUCUGCAGCACUUUGUGUACAACGCUUGUCUACUGAGAGGCCGUUCUCGACUUCUUGUCCUGCCUCUGCUAACCGUCAGUGGAUCUUAGUGACAAGACAAAGUGACAAGAUCAACGUGAGUGUAGUGGGCCUGCAGCAGUGCCCCCAGCAGCACAUCCUAGGUGCCACUGCUUGCCAUCCUCAGAGAGGGUGGCUGCACACUGACUGCCCUGACCAGACAACAACACCAAAACACAAAAAGAAAUUUAUUAAAAAAUUGCGAAGAAGUCACCGCCAGCUAGACAAGGAUCGGACCUUACACAAAAUAUCUCGCAAUCUUAACGCCAAUGAUGGGAAUGUUCAGGAAGUCCAGUAUUUUGAAGACUCCUCCAGUCUCCAGAGAAAAAGAAGCAAGAGAAAGGCUCUAGAAAGUGACUCCAGCUCAAAUGAAAGUCUAAGAUCACACAAUCCAGAGAAUUCCACUGAACUUAUGACUCAACCCCAUGAAGAUAAAUGCAGCAAUGUUACUUUCAAGGAAGAACAAAUACAAGUGGCUGAAGACCCUGUCAGUCAGCAAAUAAAUAGUUCCUCAGUCUCUGAUGACACAACACAUCAACAUCUCAUAGAUAUGGUAAAGCCAUGUAACAUGGAGAUCACCCAUGAAGGAACAGACCCAAAAAUAAAUGAAGGUAAACUUCCAAACACUUCCGGUGCAAACACUGAUGAGAAUAUUGAAGGAUACAAACAAAGUGAGGAUGAUUCAUUACCACGUAACAGACAUAGUCAGAAUGCAGAAAACCACGAUGAACAAAAUUAUUUCAGCGCUUCAGGAAGGUCUGAUUCUAGCAUUUCACUAACCGUGGGGCCGAUCUUUGUUCAUGAUCCCGAGGCAGCAGGAACUUUAGUAAAAGAAGAUUCAGCUUUAGACCCAAGGAAUGAAACAAUAAACAAUGAAACAGCAUUCAUGGCAGAACAAGAACAUUUGAAUAAUGAAACUGAAAGAGAGAGAAUGGAAAGCAGCGCACCCACAGGAGAACAAGCCAACAUUUUUCCCAUGUUGGCAGAAUAUGCCCGGCCUGAACAAACCCCUAGUUUCAACAACACUGAGAAAGAGCCUCAUGGUCCGAACUUAAGUGCCAGCAACACAGAAAGCCCAAAAGUAGCUACUUUCACACCAGCAUUACCCGUAUUAUCAACCAUUUUUCCUACAGCCACGAGCCAACUUCAGGAAAUACAGACUACAACAGAGAGUGAAGAACCAAUCGUACAAGACUCUCACGACAGCACGAGAAAUGGAAGAAAUCCUUCAAAUCAUUCUGAGAGUGGUAGGGAACAUGUCGGUGUGUCUCAUCAAGGUGAAGCAAAAGGGGAUGAUGACAACACAAGUAAUAUGACAGUACAGGACGAGAGAGCAGAGUCUUCUGUAUUAGACCACUCAUCCUGUCGUGGCAAGGAAGAUAUGGGUGGCAAACAUGACAUGGCCGACAUGCAUUACACAGAUGACAAGCAUGACAUGGGUGACAUGCAUGACACAGGUGAUAAGCAUGAUACAGGUGACAAGCAUGACAUGGGUGACUUACAUGACACAGGUGACAAGCAUGACACUAAUGACAAGCAUGAUAUGGGUGACAAGCAUGAAAUGGGUAACAUGCAUGAUACAGGUGACAAGGACGUGGGUGACAAGCAUGACGUGGGUGACAAGCAUGAUACCGGUGACAAGCAUGACAUGGGCGACAAGCAUGACAUGGGUGACAAGCAUGACAUGAGUGAUAAGCAUAUGAGUGACAAGCAUGACACGGGUGACAUAGACACAGGUGACAAGCAUGGCACUGAUGACAAGCAUGACACUGAUGACAAGCAUAAUAUGGGUGACAAGCAUGAUAUGGGUGACAAGCAUGACAUGGGUGACAUGUAUGACACAGGUGACAAGGACAUGGGUGACAAAUUUGACAUGGAUGACAAGCAUGACACGGGUGACAGGUGUGAUACGAGUGACAAGCAUGACAUGGGUGACAUGCAUGACACAGAUGACAAACAUGACAUGGGUGACAAGCUUGACAUGGGUGACAUACAUGAUACAGAUGACAAGAAUGACACAGAUGACAAGCAUGACAUGGGUGACAAGCAUGACAUGGUUGACAGGCAUGACAUGGGUGACAUGCCAGACACAGAACUAAAGUAUGACACGGAAUUAAAGCAUGACACAGAUGCUAAGCAUGACGUGGAUGACAACCUAGGCAUGAUUAACAAGUCGGAUAUGAGUAACAAGCCAAGCAUAAGUGACAAGCCUGACAUGGGUGACAAGCCAAGCAUGGGUGACAAUCAUGUCAUAGGUGACACAUGGAGUAAGCACAGAAACACAUCUAUGGAAUCACUUGACCCAAAAAGUACCAGCUUAGAACAGCAGACUACACACGCUGACAGCAGUGACCACAACAGACACAAUACCAGCUCAGAGCAGCAGACUACACACACUGACAGCAGUGACCACAACAAACACAAUACCAGCUCAGAGCAGCAUACUACACACACUGACAGCAGUGACCACAACAAACACAAUACCAGCUCAGAGCAGCAGACUACACACACUGACAGCAGUAACCACAGCAGACACAAUACCAGCUCAGAGCAGCAGACUACACACACUGACAGCAGUAACCACAACAGACACAAUACCAGCUCAGAGCAGCAGACUACACACGCUGACACUGGCAGCGACCAUCGCAAACAUGGCCAAGGUACACGACUUCUCAUUCGGCAAAUAUUCAGAGAUUUAUUUGGGUAAGAUCUAGAUCUGUGAGGGUCAUACAGCUUCUGUGGAAUGGGAGGCAAUCAGGUGUGUGUGGAAUAUUUUGAGAAGGUGGCUACGUGUCAGUACGUAAGUAAGUUUAUUCAGGUAUACACAAAUACAGUUACAUAGAAUUAUCAUACAUAGCAGCAUAUGUGUAGAGAACCUAGGAUAACCCAAAAAAGUCAGACAGAGUGACUUAUUUCCAUACUCAACGUAGAUAGUACUAGGUUGUUCGCUUUUUAAUGUUAAAAGUGAGUUUUAAUGGAGAAGACUGUCAUCACCAUCCAUGGGCCACUUCACCACUCACUGUACCAGCCAUGACCCACCUCACUACUUACUGCACCAGCCAUGGGCCAUCUCACCACCUACUGCACCAGCCAUGGACCACCUCACCACUUGCUGCACUUGUCAUGGGACACCUCACCUCUUACUGCACCAGCCAUGGGCCACCUCACCACUCACUACACCAGCUAUGGACCACCUCACCACUCACUACAUCAGCUAUGGGCCACUUCACCACUCACUACACCAGCUAUGAGCCACCUCACCACUCACUACACCAGUUAUGGGCCACCUCACCACUCACUUCAGCUAUGAGCCACCUCACCACUCACUACACCAGUUAUGGGCCACCUCGCCACUCACUACACCAGCUAUGGACCACCUCACCACUCACUACAUCAGCUAUGGGCCACUUCACUACUCACUACACAAGCUAAGGGCCACCUCACCACUCAAUACACCAGCUAUGGGCCACCUCACCACUUAACUACACCAGCCAUGGGCCACUUCACCACUCACACCUUGUAUUUCAUCUCCCCACAAAAUCGUAACAUGUAGCAUGAUCUAUAUUUGGCGAGUGUUACAUUAAGAAGUGGCUACUUGGCAUGUGUUAAACUACUUUUAUACCUCAUAUAUACUCAGUUUAGUAUCUUUAUUAUACACCCCAUGCCCAUCCUGUGGGUCGUCAACCAAAUAUUUUUCUGCCUGAACCGAUAUUUUUAGUAAAUAAAUGUUUGACCAAAUAUUUGGCUGGUGGAACCAAUUUUGUUCCACAGAUUUAAUGCAUCACCUACGUUAGAUCUUCAUUUCUCUUUAACCUUCACUUGGCAUUCGGUAGUGUUUGUUAGUUCCGUGUUUACUCUCAUUCUGGCACUAGUGACGCAUCCCUGUGAUAAAUUUCUUAAAGAACGCCGUGUCCUUUACACCUUAGGAAGGCAUUUGUCCACAGCCAUUUCGUGUCCCAUAGCUCAAUACAUUGUUAUCAACACAUGUUAAUGUAAUCCAUGUUAUCGAUUAUAAUUAUAAUAACAACUUGCAAUUAAACAAUACCAGGGAGGUAGUACUUUCCUGUCAUGUGUGUGAAAUAGGAUCAGUUGAAGCUUCUGCACUCUGGCAGGCUUGUUGAUUUUUUCUGUCUCAUGGAUAAGUUAGCUGCAACUCUUACAAACUUUUACUUAAAUUCACUAUAUAUUUAGCUAUACUUCUCUGUGUCUUAGUUUUCUCAUUCACGUGUUACUUCUUUUUUAACGGAUAUAUACUACUAUGAAAACAGAUUUAAAAUACACUAAGACCAUAAGUCAUCAUAAGAGUAAUGACUAGAAGAGAGGGACUGAGGGCAGGGAGUAGAUGGGUAAGCACGAAAUGAUAGAAAAUAGUUAUAGGUAAUCAGCAGGAGAUAAAUGAGUUGCCUAUCCAUUCUUUAAGGUAAACUUUUUGUUAAUAAUUUAAAUGAAGAGUUCACUUCUAGGGGUGGGUGGUUUAGCGUCCCUCUUAUGUUGAAGGCUGGACUAGGUCUUAAGUGGGUCCAUUCUGCACAUGUUGGAAGCACUCAGUCUCGCACUAUAAUAAUAAUAAUAAUAAUAAUAAUAAUAAUAAUAAUAAUAAUAAUAAUAAUAAUAUCUUUAUUUGCUACAAGUACAUGUACAAAGUAUACAGGCCUAGCUGACAUCAAUGACAUACUAUUACAUAGAAAGCUGCUUGUUAUCAGGGUACAUCGGGCAAAUUAGGUCAAUUUUGUCCCAGGAUACGACCCACACCAGUCGACUAACACCCAGGUACCUAUUUUACUGAUGGGUGAUAUAGACAACCGAUGUAAGGAAACACGUCCGAUGUUUCCACCCUUUCGCCGGGAAUCGAACCCGGACCCUCACCAUGUGAAGCAGAGAGCUUUUGCCACCAGACCACGGGGCACCGUAUGUAGUGAUAAAAUACUGUAUUUGUUUCCUGUAGGUUUGUCUAUCUUCGAGGAUGUCUAAGACUUUUUGGAAGAUGUUGAAUGAUGGAUAGUAGGCAUAUUUGAUUCUGCCACUACAGAGUCCUCGGCAAAGAGUUCAUGGAGUGUAUUUCGUGGUGUAAACGCAAUCGUAGAAGAUUUUUUUUCGUUAAAGGGAACCGUUUGGCUGGUGCCGGAUCUUAUGUAGGGUCGCUGACUUUUUUUUUU